AUGAAGGCACAGACAGUGCUGUCUGUCUUCUUCAUUCUCAUACCAUCUCUGAGUGGAUCUGAAGAUAAAUUCUUUUCAGCUUUCUUCAAUCAUGUUAGUAGCAUGAAUGAGCAAAUUGUCAUUGGAAGACUUGAUGAAGAUAUAAUUCUCCCUUGCUCAUUUGAGAGUGGGUCCGAAGUCGUAAUUCACUGGAAAAAUCAAGAUACCUACAAUGUUCACAGUUACUACAAAGGCAGUGACCAUUUGGAAAGGCAAGAUCCCACAUUCACAAACAGGACAUCCCUCUUCCACAUCGAGAUUCACAAUGGGAAUGCCUCUCUGUUUUUCAGAAGAUUAAGCCUUCUAGAUGAAGGAAUUUAUUCCUGCUAUGUGGGAACAGCAAUUGGAAAGAUCACAAACAAAGUGGUGCUAAAGGUGGGAGCUUUCCUCAUGCCUGUGCUGAAGUACAAAAAGGGUCACACAGACAGCUCCUUAGUAUGCAGUGUGUUAAAUGUUUAUCCUUGUCCAGUUAUCACAUGGAAAAUGGACUGUGCACCUGUCUCGCAAAGCAAUACAGAAGAAAAUGGGUCUUUGGGUCCUUUUUACAUUAACAGUACACUGAAUAUUACAGGAUCAAAUUCAUCUUAUGAAUGAGCUAUUGAAAAUUCACUGCUGAAGCAAACGUGGACAGGGCGAUGGACAAUGGAAGAUAGCCCUCAUAAAAUGCAAAGUGAACAUGUUCCACUCUCGUGUCAACUUGUAAACAAUUUUUUUCCACCAAAUCAAGACUUCAAAGUUACUUGGUCCAGAGUGGAACGUGGGACUUCCUCGGUUCUGGCUUGCUAUCUGAGCUCCUCACAAAAUAUAAUUAUCAGUGAACCCCGAUUCUCAUGGAACAAAGAGCUGAUCAACCAGAGUGACUUCUCUAUGACUUUGACAGAUCUUCGUCUUGCAGACAGUGGGGAAUAUUUACGCAAUAUUUCUUCAAGUGAAUAUACUUUACUUACCAUGCACACAGUGCAUGUAGAACUGAGCCAAGAAACAGCUUCCUGGAAAAUAGCUUUUCAAAUUUUGGUGGUUUUUCUGACUUUGGUGGCUUUUCUGAUUUUGAUAGUAAAAUUACACCAUAAAUUAAGAAGAUGUGUCAAUAUCAUCACAGAUAGGUCUAAUGUCUUUACUGAUGAGAGAACAAGCAGUACUAAUAAAGCACAAGAAAACAUGUAUCACAUUCACGCUUCAAGACAUAAGCAUCGUUCACUGAACCCCGGCCUGCAUUAA
Messenger RNA from Cynocephalus volans (Philippine flying lemur), 1257 nucleotides. It is a transcript of the gene HHLA2, whose product is annotated as HHLA2 member of B7 family. Gene Ontology annotation, cellular component: external side of plasma membrane. NCBI's taxonomy places the organism in Eukaryota, Metazoa, Chordata, Mammalia, Dermoptera, Cynocephalidae. Gene Ontology annotation, molecular function: signaling receptor binding. The transcript is spliced from 7 exons. The record is from RefSeq and is a predicted model, not a curated record. Gene Ontology annotation, biological process: regulation of cytokine production; T cell receptor signaling pathway.